Danio aesculapii is the source of this 10483-nucleotide messenger RNA. RefSeq names its product glutamate receptor, ionotropic, N-methyl D-aspartate 2B, genome duplicate b (gene grin2bb). The record is from RefSeq and is a predicted model, not a curated record. Lineage: Eukaryota; Metazoa; Chordata; Actinopteri; Cypriniformes; Danionidae. Gene Ontology annotation, molecular function: transmitter-gated monoatomic ion channel activity involved in regulation of postsynaptic membrane potential; NMDA glutamate receptor activity. Gene Ontology annotation, cellular component: plasma membrane; postsynaptic density membrane; NMDA selective glutamate receptor complex. Bases 1494 to 6812 code for a protein of 1772 amino acids. Gene Ontology annotation, biological process: synaptic transmission, glutamatergic; excitatory postsynaptic potential; monoatomic ion transport. The transcript has 16 exons.
UGCAGAGGGACCCCUUUCAUUCUCCUUUUCUUUGCCUCACUCCUACUCCACAGCGCUCUGUCCAUAAGGGAGGGGUGAAAGAAAGAGAGAGUGAGUGAGUGAGUGAGUGAGAGAGCACAGACUCGAGGUGUGGAAUUCUUGGGCAGACAUCGCAACCAUUACACCUCUUCCUACUGUUCUGCCUCAGUCACUGUCUGUGGAAAAGGGCUAUUAUUUACUGCAAACGGAGGACUCCUUCAACAGAAGCCAAAAGAAAGGGGGAGAAAGAGUGGAAAAAAGAGUGAGAGAGAUAAGAAAGAGAAAGAGAAGAACUAAAGCAACAACUGGACAGCCGGAGCAAACUGACUGCCCUCCCUGUUUAAAAGAAAGGAAGGAAAACGGAAGGCACUGGAGUAUUUGUUUUUUUCUUUCGUUUUGUUUUUUUCUUCUUUCUCAUCGUGGUGCUGGGAGGCACAUCAUCCUUUCAGUUGUUCGCUCUCUCCAUCAUUUGCCUCCUGAUCUAUUUCUCCAUUUAUUUGGUGUAUAAUUUUGUCUAUUUAUGACGAGGCAGGGGAGAAGAGAAAGAAGGGGCAAGUUUUUUUCUUUUAUUUACUCUCGUUUUUGACUAUUUAUGACCCCCUUCAUUCCCUCACCUGUCUCUCCUUCCCAUCCUCUCCUCAGAUCAUCCCCUCCACCCCUCCCUCCAUCCUUUCAUCUGGAAAGUGUGAUGCUCCUUGAAUGAAAGUUGGUUGGAAUUGCGAAAGGAUCUCACAAGCCAUCUCCUUAUCGUUUUUUAAUUCUUUUUCUUUCUCUUUUUUUUCCUCUUUCUCUCUUUUUUUUAAACAGUUCUUUUUAUCCUCCACCAUCUACCCUCACGUAUCACUCUUUUUUUCCCUGGAUGCUUUAAUAUUCUUCUAGUGUCAUGAGAAGGACUCGGUCCUGAAGGACUUAUGUGGAUACCUGAACCAAUGACAUUAUAAAACCAGACAGCACUUCUACAAGCCUCUUACUCCUGAACUCUGCUGGACAUCGAGAUACUCCAGAGUUUGUGGACUUGUUCACAGAUGAAAAUGAACUUUUAGUCUAACCAAGAAACUCUUUAUCUUCUCUUUUUUCAUUUUAAAUGACAUUUUGUAGGCCUAUCUUUGUCCUGCUUAAUUAUCAACUUUAAUAUCAAUUUCUUUGAUUUGAUAUAAGACUUUUAACUUUUCUUGAGUGACUGAACAUCAUUCAUAUAGCUCAAACCUUACUUGUCUUUAAUUUUGUCUUCAUUUCUGAGCCAGGCAUCUUCCUUACUUUUCUUGAGUGACAUUUCUUAAUAGUUUUGAUUCAGUGUAGCCUGUGCUCAGCCAUCCAGCCUGGAGUUUACUUUUGUCCACGGUCUUUACACCACCCCUACUUUUUCUUACCAAUCCCUCAAACUACUUCAACGGGCAGUAACUCCUUUAUCCAGGGCUAUGAGAGGACGAGACAAGACCCAGCUCACAUCAUCAUGCAGGAGUUGAGGAGAGACAAUGGGAGUUGGGCUGGCAAUGUUCAAGGGACUGUAUCUUCACUCCUCCGCCAUGCUUGUCAGCCUCCACCUCUCCUCUUCCCCUUUCUCCGACUGCCGCGUCCUGUCUUUCGUCUCCCUUGUUUCCUCUUUCAAACUGCCCCUCUCCAUCUCGCUCCUUCUCCUCUCGCUCUUCUUCUUCCCCACCUGCGAGUCUCGCCGCGGAGGUGGGAUCGGGACACCCACCGGAGGCAUGAACAGCCAAUCGAUUAUCAGUCCUCCUCAUUAUCCACCACCAGGAGUCAGUCCAGUGGGUCCUCCCAUGUCACCAAAGUUUGCUCAAGGCCUUAGCAUCGCGGUGAUCCUAGUGGGAAACUCCAGCGAGGUGUCGCUUUCUGAAGGUCUGGAGAAAGAGGACUUUCUACACGUGCCUCUUCCUCCCAAAGUCGAGCUGGUCACCAUGAACGAAACCGACCCCAAGAGUAUCAUCAACCGCAUCUGUGCUCUGAUGUCACGCAACUGGCUCCAGGGUGUGGUGUUCGGGGACGAUACCGAUCAGGAGGCCAUCGCCCAGAUAUUGGACUUCAUCUCGGCUCAGACGCACAUUCCCAUCCUGGGUAUCCGUGGAGGGUCUUCCAUGAUCAUGGCUGCCAAGGAUGACCAUUCCAUGUUCUUCCAGUUUGGUCCCUCUAUCGAGCAGCAGGCCUCUGUUAUGCUGAACAUAAUGGAGGAGUAUGAUUGGUACAUUUUCUCCAUCGUCACCACCUACUACCCUGGACACCAGGACUUUGUCAAUCGGAUCCGGAGUACUGUUGAUAACAGUUUUGUCGGCUGGGAGCUGGAAGAGGUGUUGCUGUUGGACAUGUCAGUGGAUGAUGGAGACUCGAAGAUCCAGAACCAAAUGAAGAAGCUCCAGAGUCCUGUUAUACUGCUGUACUGCACUAAAGAAGAAGCCACCACCAUUUUUGAAGUGGCACAUUCUGUCGGCCUCACUGGUUAUGGCUACACCUGGAUUGUACCAUCUUUGGUGGCAGGGGAUACAGAUAAUGUGCCCAAUGUCUUUCCAACAGGGUUGAUCUCUGUCUCUUAUGAUGAGUGGGACUACGGCCUGGAGGCUCGAGUGCGUGAUGCUGUAGCCAUAAUCGCCAUGGCAACCUCCACAAUGAUGCUGGACCGGGGUCCUCACACGCUGCUGAAGUCCGGAUGCCACGGCGCACCUGACAAAAAAGGCAGCAAGUCAGGAAACCCCAACGAGGUGCUGAGGUAUCUCAUGAAUGUGACGUUUGAAGGACGCAACCUCUCCUUCAGCGAGGAUGGUUUUCAGAUGCAUCCAAAGUUGGUUAUUAUACUGUUAAAUAAGGAGAGGCAGUACGAAAGGGUUGGUAAAUGGGAGAACGGUUCUCUGGCGAUGAAGUACCACGUGUGGCCCCGCUUCGAGCUGUACUCGGACGCAGAGGAGCGCGAGGACGACCACCUGUCCAUCGUCACACUGGAGGAGGCUCCGUUCGUUAUUGUGGAGGACGUUGAUCCCCUCAGCGGCACCUGCAUGAGGAAUACAGUCCCCUGCCGAAAACAGCUCAAACUCCAAAAUCUGACAGGAGAUUCAGGGAUCUACAUUAAACGCUGUUGUAAGGGCUUCUGUAUAGACAUCCUCAAGAAGAUCGCCAAGUCUGUCAAAUUCACCUACGAUCUCUACCUGGUGACCAAUGGGAAACACGGCAAGAAGAUCAACGGCACAUGGAACGGAAUGGUUGGAGAGGUGGUGCUGAAGAAUGCCCACAUGGCAGUGGGGUCUCUGACCAUAAACGAAGAGAGAUCAGAGGUCAUUGACUUCUCAGUACCCUUCAUUGAGACCGGGAUCAGUGUCAUGGUAUCUCGUAGCAAUGGCACAGUGUCUCCAUCUGCCUUUUUAGAGCCCUUCAGCGCUGAUGUGUGGGUAAUGAUGUUCGUUAUGCUGUUGAUAGUUUCAGCCGUGGCCGUCUUCGUCUUUGAGUACUUCAGUCCUGUCGGCUAUAAUCGCUGCUUGGCAGACGGACGAGAGCCUGGCGGUCCCUCCUUCACCAUCGGAAAAGCUAUUUGGCUUCUUUGGGGUUUGGUCUUCAAUAACUCUGUCCCCGUGCAAAACCCCAAAGGCACUACUAGCAAAAUCAUGGUCUCGGUCUGGGCCUUCUUCGCUGUGAUUUUCCUGGCCAGCUACACUGCCAACCUGGCUGCAUUCAUGAUUCAAGAGGAAUAUGUGGACCAGGUGACUGGCCUGAGCGAUAAAAAGUUUCAACAUCCGAAUGACUUCUCCCCUCCGUUCCGCUUCGGUACUGUGCCCAAUGGCAGCACCGAGAGAAACAUAAGAAACAACUACAAGGAGAUGCACAGUUAUAUGACCAGCUUCCAUCAGAAGAAUGUAAACGAGGCCCUUCACAGCCUGAAGUCGGGUAAAUUGGAUGCAUUCAUCUAUGAUGCAGCGGUCUUGAACUACAUGGCCGGACGUGAUGAGGGCUGUAAGCUGGUGACCAUUGGCAGUGGUUAUAUCUUCGCUACUACAGGGUAUGGCAUUGCCAUUCAGAAAGACUCAGGCUGGAAGAGAGCAGUGGACCUCGCCAUUCUGCAGCUCUUUGGAGAUGGUGAGAUGGAGGAACUCGAGGCCCUGUGGCUGACUGGCAUCUGCCACAAUGAGAAAAAUGAGGUGAUGAGCAGUCAGCUGGAUGUGGACAACAUGGCCGGUGUGUUCUACAUGCUGGGAGCUGCAAUGGCCCUGUCCCUUAUUACGUUCAUAGCAGAGCACCUCUUCUACUGGCAGCUGCGAUUCUGCUUCAUGGGUGUGUGCUCGGGCAAGCCUGGCAUGACCUUCUCCAUCAGCAGGGGGAUCUACAGUUGUAUCCACGGUGUUCAGAUUGAAGAGAACAAAUCAGCCCUUAACUCACCAUCAGCCACUAUGAAGAUGAACAUGAACAACACCCACUCCAACAUUCUCCGCUUGUUGCGUACUGCCAAAAACAUGACCUCUGUGCCUGGGGUCAAUGGUUCACCUCACAGCGCACUGGACUACAGCCACCGUGAAUCAGCCGUUUAUGACAUCAGCGAACACCGGCGCAGCCUAGCAGGCCACUCAGACUGCAAGCCUCCACCGUAUCUACCAGAGGACAACAUGUUCAGCGACUAUGUAAGCGAGGUGGAGAGGACUUUUGGCAACUUGCACCUGAAGGACAGCAACCUGUACCAGGAUCAUUACCUACACCACCAUGGGGGCACGGGAUCUGAACUGGCUCUCGGUAUGUCGGGUCCCCUGCCUAACCGACCUCGUAGCUUAGGGAGUGCCAGCUCAUUGGAGGGUGGGUACGAUUGUGACAGUUUAGGGGGAGGGGUAGCGCCCAUCUUCACCACCCAGCCACGGCAGUCGCUGACACAUCGGAACAGGGAAAAGUUUGACCUGAUUGCAGGUCACCCAACGCAAUCAAGCUUCAAGUCUGGCCUGCCUGAUCUAUAUGGAAAGUUCUCCUUCAAGGGUGGGGCAUCCAGUUCAGGGUUUAUUGCAGGACAUGACAGGUACUGCGGGGGAGGUGGGGUGGGAUCGGGAGGGGACGAUGGAAACAUUCGAUCCGACGUGUCAGAUAUUUCCACUCACACUGUGACCUACGGGAACCUUGAAGGGCACAGCAAACGGCGUAAGCAGUACAGGGACAGCCUAAAAAAGAGACCUGCUUCUGCCAAGUCUCGCCGUGAGCAGGAUGAGAUUGAGCUUGGCUUCAGGAGACGUCCCCACCACACUAUCCAUCAUCAUCACCACCAUCAUCCAGCAACACAAGCACACCGCUCAGCCACCCCACCUGUGGAGCGCAAGAGCCAGAGGGGUGGUAACUGCACCUCCUAUCUCUUCAGAGACAAAGAGAAUUUGAGGGACUUUUAUGUGGACCAGUUUCGAGCCAAGGAAGGCGCAUCCCCAUGGGAUUUGGAUUUAAGUGAUGCUCCUGGAAUGGGUGGAGGAGUGGGACUGGGCGGAGGCAGCUGCGGUGGAGUAGUUAGUAGCGGUGGUGCUGGGGGAGCGUGCACUAGUUUGGUUCCCAUGGAAGAUUUCCUGAAAGGUAAAUCCAAGAAGACAGAAUGUAAGGGUGGAAUGGGAGGAGGAUCACCUGGGCAACAGGGCCAUGCAUGCUGGGAAAAGGGCAUCGGAGGGGUGGGAGGGUUGGCCGGUGGGGAUUGGGAAUGUCGCAGCUGCCACAGUGGAGGAGUUGGAAGUGGAGGAAGCAAGCAAGUUUGCAUGCAUGGGGGAGGCGGGGCCGGGGGCUAUCCAGCGGCUGGGGGAGUUGGGGGAUCCAGUGGAGGGAGUGGACAAAUCUCAAGCCGCCCUAGUUCAGCCACCUGCAAGCGGUGUGAUUCGUGCAAGAAACCAGGCAACUUGUAUGACAUUAGUGAGGACAACCUCCUCCUGGAUCAAAUUGCGGGAAAGCACCCUCUGGAGAGCGGAAAGGGAGGGGGAGGCACAGGGGCCCAAACCCAGGUACAGAGGCGGAAAUUUGGCCCAGGUGGUAAGGUUUUGCGCAGGCAGCACUCUUAUGACACAUUUGUAGAACUGCAGAAGGAAGGGGCGGGCAGGAUGGGUGGGUUUGGAGGCGGUGGUGGAGCAUCAAUGCUUCCUCCACCCCGAAGCGUGAGCCUAAAAGACAAAGACCGCUACAUGGAGGGCGCGAGCCCCUACGCCCAGAUGUUUGAGCAGUAUGCGGGAGGGGAGCGGGAGACAUCAUAUUUUGGGGACAGAGGGAAGGGUGGGGGUUCAUCAUUUAGCUUAUUCCGUGGGGGUGAAGGUGGGUUGCACCGUCGCUCCGUGGGUGAGAGAGACAUGAGGGACAGGGAUAGAGGCAUGAUGGGAGGAGGUGUGGGCGGUACCCGAGGGGUCGGGACUUACUCCUUGUCUAAAUCUCUCUACCCAGAUAAGGUGAACCAGAACCCAUUCAUCCCAACGUUCGGCGACGACCAGUGUCUAUUACACGGCGCCAAAUCAUACUACAUCAAAAAGCAGCAGGCACAGCCGCAGCAGCAACAGACGCCGCAGCAGCAGCAGCAACAGCUCCUCAACAACAGUCGGGCUGACUUCCGGGGCUCCAUGGGGGUGACUUCCUAUUUGCCAGCCUCUGCAACUUCUGGGGUGCUUUCCAAUGUGGCCCCUCGGUUCCCCAAGGAGUUAUGUCUAGGUGGGCCUCUUGGCAACCACCAUGGUGGAGGACCUAGCAACAACAAGCUGCUGUCAGCAAGGGAUGGGUUAGGAAUGGGUCAAGGACAGAGACCAUUUAAUGGCUCGAGCAAUGGACAUGUUUACGAAAAGCUUUCCAGUAUAGAAUCUGAUGUCUGAAAGAGGAAAGACAGAAACAGAUAGAAAUUUGGAAAAUAAGCCAACGGACAUACAGAAUGAUGAUUGAGAGAAAACUGAAAAGGCAGUGUGUAAUUAGUACCUUCAAGCUCACAGAAAGAAGAGGAAGCCGAGUGGGAGGAACUGACUUAUGCUUUCAUUAAGUUACACGGAUCAUGCGCUGCAAAGCAAACGUAUGUAAAUAGAGCGAGGGGACCUGCCCACUGUCGAAAAAGUUGAGAUUUGGGGGAAAAAGCCUGUUCAUUCCUCUCUUUUAUUCUCUUGUUAUUUUUUUCUCUCUUUUUUUUUGUUCUCUUUUUUGUAUAUCUCACAAUUUCCCUGCUCCUAACAUCAAAUAGUGGCCAAUUCAGAUGGAGACAACAGUGUACAAUAAUUUGUACGAUCUCGGAUGGAAAUCAGUUACUCUUUUUAAACAACAGGGUAAAACUUACAAUAAUUGUAUUGAUAAUGUUCUUGAUAAUAAUAUUAUUAUAUAUUAUUACAAUGUUUAUGAUGUUCCAUUUGGGCUUGGUUUCUGGAUGUUUUAUGCUGUUAUAUAUUUGUACUGUAGUUUCAAUUUUUAGUUAACAAACCACUAAGCGGGAGGCUUACUUGAUUUCUCAGUUGAUUAUAUUUGAUUGUUAAUCGAGUUGUAGACAAACUUGGAUUCCAUAAAGGUUCUUAAUUAUUGGUUAUUCAAGUUUAUUUUACCAGUAUGGAGUGCUGUAAAAUGUGUGUACAAGGCAUGAUUUGCAAAGUACGUCAACUGUACUUGAGAUAUCAUUGUGAAGGAAUUGUAUUUAUUUUAUAGUGUUCCGUUUGUAAGAACAAUAUUGGUUUAAUACACAGCACGUUAUGUGCCUUACCAAGACUUACAGAAUACCAGAUUUACAGGUCAUAUUGCCAUGGUAACUUUAUGGUCACUGCACACAGAUUUGUCAAGGGAUGAUUCAUGCUAUUCUGAAAUUUUCCUUUUAAUGAUAUAAGCACUGAUAUGGAAUAUCCAGCAUUGAGGAGACGUAAAGUAGCCUGAAUGUGUUUGUAGUGUUAAUCUCCAAAAGAAAACCAGUUCAAUUACUAUUCUAAUAAAUGAUGAUAAUAGAAACAGGAUAUUUUAUAUUUGCACAGCAUUGUACAAUGCACAGUAUACUUCCUGAGAGUUAUGCUGUAGAGCACUACAUUUGUAUGGCUUUCUACAAUACAGAAACAGAAAUCAGAUAUUUUUUCUCCACUGCCCCCAUUUCCAAAGGAAGUCUUUGAUCAAGCAGCAAAAAUGACAACUGUGUUAUGGAUUUAUUUCCUAGUUAGUAUUAGCUAUGCUUAUCUGUACUUUCCUUAGGGAGAUGCCAGUGCACAGUAUGUAGGGUUUUGCAAAAUUCUCAGAAAAUGCUUGCAUUUUGUUAUGUAAAUAUUCAUUUUUUCCACUCUGUACAGUAAAUAGACAGAAAGGAUGUAAUUCUACAGAUUUAUGUUUUACCAUAUUAGUUAGAAUUUUAAAAGUAUUAAAUUAAAGGUCAACAACCCAACUUUGCUGCAAAUUUUAUCAGUAAAAAAUCAACAAACAUUCACAUACAUUUUAUACAUCCACCCUAUUGUUAUUCAGCCAAAUGCAAUCAUUUACUGUACCUGCACAACAGAACUGAGAUUUUCUAGAUACUGUAGUUUAUGCCAGUCAAGAGUAUUUUAAUAUCAAUUAAGACAUGAUAACGGUAGGGAUGACACCAUUUCAUUUAAUUAGCCAUUUUAAUACCCACUUGAAGUAGAGGCAUUUCUCAGGAAUUUUUGGAUGGGCACAGGCAAAAACAAACAUAUCAUUUAACUAAAUUACCUAAUUACCUAAAUCAAUAAACCAAUGAACUCAUUUAACUGGAGCCACGUGAGGUUCAUUGCAAGUACUUAAGACUCUCGAUUUAAGAAUUUUCAUUUUUAACUCAUGACAGGGCAGUCUGAAGACAUUGUCUUGUUUUUGGCCCACAGCUUAGAUAAAAUCCUUUACUUGAAGUUUGUUGUGUUUACUGCAGAUUACGUUUCCUUUGUGAAUGAACUGUUACGCGAACAGAUCUCCACUUUAAGCACAAUAUUUAUAAUAUUUGGUUUAUAAUUGAUGUAUAGCUAUCAAUUUGUGGAUUUUUAUCUUAACUUUUUUGCCACAUUCUUUUUUGACUCAGUUGUCCUUGUGUGAGGGUUUGUGUUUAAGAUAAGCAUGCAUGUCUUUUACUUAUUUAUUGCCAUAUCUUUAGCUUUUCAUGUCAAAUUUUAGAUAUCAUGCCUGCUUUUUUGUGGGUGAAUAUGUUCAUGAACUGCGCAUAAUACAGGUUCAGGGCGAUACGGGACAUGUGGUGAUUCUAAUGAAAUGAGAUAUUUUCAAAUGGAGUAACAACUCGCUAGGUUUUGUCUGGAGAAUUACCACAGCAGGCAUCAUUUUUAAAGCUCAUUCCUGAAUCUACAGCUAUUUUUUUAGCACAAGGUUUUUUUGCUCUCACGAUACCUUUCUUUGCAUGGUACCAUUUUCAAGUACCCUUAAGAUUUUUUAUGCUUGGUCUACUUUUCUCAUUUUAGUUCUACCUGAACAACGUGGCAUUUUUAAGAGCUAGAGAUGUGGUGACAGACUUCGACCAUUGCAUUUCCUGCCAAACUCUGUGUGUUUUGGAGAGUCGAGCCUAUAAUUUUUAAUAGUACUACUGUGUGUAACGGAAGUAUUGUGUGAUUGCGUGUCUGGACGGUUGCCUUUGCUCGUCCUGAAAAGCUUUCCAGUUUUGUAUUUCAUUUUUUGAAGAUGUGGCCUUGUAAAAGCACGCUAAUAUCAUUCGACAAAGGACAACAGGUUUAGUGCGAGACGACAUUUGCAGCAGAAGACACAAGGGUGGUGGGCCGAAAAACUGGGCGAAAGAGGGAUAGUAGCCAAUGUUCUGUGUUAUUUCAUGGUUUUAUUUCUCCUCUCGUCUCUUUCCCGAUUACUGAAAGGAUAUGAAUACACAAGUUUUAGGUUUGUCAUUUUAGCACCCUCCCCAGUAAGGUACGUCACAUAUGAUUGUACGUGUAUCAGAAAUCAUAUGCUUGAUUACCUCUGUGUGCGAGUGGGCAUGUGUGCGUGCAGGUGUGUAUGUGUGUGUGUGUGAAGGAAACAGAGCACAGUGCAAUGGUUAUCUAUUAUCUCUGCUGUAAAUAAUGAUGUCCCCUUUCCAUAGCCUUUUAAUAUAUGGAGACAAAUAUUUAAAAUAUUGAAAUUUGAGAUACAUUUUUUGUCUGGAAGAUUUUUUAUAUAGCCACAUGGGGAAAACGUUAUUAGACCACUGGACCAGGAGCACAGUGCCAUUCUAAUAGCAUCCGAGAACCAGAAUUCAAGACAAAAUGUACACCUCUGUUGUCUUUAAUUCUGUCCUUCUUGUAUUCUAACCACUUAUUUUCAAUGUUACUUCGAAACCACAAUUGUACAGAUUCUGUAAAUAUGACAGAAAUUGUUUUCCUUUUUUUCUGUUUUUGUAUAGAGAGAGAUUACGUGUUAAGGCUACAAUAAUAAUUUAAUGAGACAUUUCACAAUACUUAAGCUAUUGAGAAUACAGACACAGUGUGAAAACAAGUGCUAAGAUAUAUUCUUCUGUCUCUUUGUACAAAACAGUGUUGACUAAAAACAAAAUAAAAGGGAGAGAUCUCAAGCCCUACAGUCCUCUGUU